GAACCCGAAUGGCGAGCCCAUCCCGCGCACCCCCAGAGGAGAAACCGUGGAUCCCAUGGGCGCGAUCAACGCCGCCAUCGCUGCUUCUCAGGAGUUCCUCACGAAGCAGAUGGACGUCAAGCUGGCCAUGGUCAAGGCGGAGGUUAUUGCCAACUUCGGCGAGCAGCUCCAGGGCCCGUUGGCGGCGGUGGUGGGCCAGCAAUCCAAGCAAAAUGACGAGGUUAGGGGGGGCAUCUCAGCGCUCCAGGACACGGCCCAAAGGCUGGAGGCUGCCAACAAGGAAAUCUGGCAACGGCUCAACGAAAUGCGCAAACAGCCCCACAUGCAGGAGGCGCAGAUCCCGAUUCGUGACUAUGAGAGCCUCCUGGAGCGGGACAGAGACGCGGACGCCAGCAUCAUUGUGGGCACCGCUGCCGAGACCUUCGCUACUGACAAGUUCAAGGAGGGCGUCCAGCCCAUCAUGGCAAAGCGCGAGCUCGAGGACACCCAAUGGUCGAUCCAAGGCAACGGUCCCGCUAGACGCUUCGUGGUCCAGUUCUCGGGGGGCGCCAACGCCGCUGCCAGGGAGGUUCGCACCGUUUACGCCAAGCUCAAGGAAGCUGAUGGCACCUGGACCAACACCGAGGCCACCAAUGUCCACGGCCACGCCUCGCGGCUCUACCUGGGUCUGGGCCGCUCGGCGAAGUCGGCAAGGCGAGGACUCCAGACCAAGAGGCUGGCUCAGUUCGGUCGCGAGCUCGCUACUGACAAGCGCUGGAAGUACACGGCUCGCACGCUGAACUUCUUCAUGCUGUUCACUUGGCCCACAUCGAGGGUGCAACGAUUACUCAUCCAGACUAGCUCGGCCCCUGACGACGCCCUUCCGAAUGUGGUCGCCAUCUACAUCGCCCACAACUUCAGGCUCACUGAGCAACAGGUCACGAGGGUCACUCGCUUCCUCCGCGCUGAAGUCCUAACGGCUGAAGCGCAGCCCGAGCGGAUCACGGUCAUCGCCAUGGGCGACUUCAGCUUCGCGGACGAGUCGCCGAUGGAGAUGCAGACGCCAUUGAUCAACGAGGGGUUCCCGCGUCUCCGUCGGCACAAUCCUGAGCAUCAGCUGGCGCGGGAACCAGCGCUACAGGAGAUGGUGGAGAUCUACGCCGAGGUUCCCGCCCACUACGCCGAGCAGUCGCAGCAGUGCACGCGCACCGACAAGAUCUACAUCAGCACGCCGCAGUGGAUGCUACUGCAGUGGCGCGCUCGAGCUGACGCCCCGCUCGCGCCUGAGGAGCUCUACGACCGCGACAUAUCGGAUCAUGCGCCUGUCCACCUCCGCUCUGCUGGGAGCAAUCCUGAGCUCGAUGACCAGAUCCAGCCGAUUCCGAAGUACAUAUUUGAGAGCCCGGUAUUCGAACACUACCUUGGCAUCCUGGCGGAGGCCCCCCCCCCAUGGCGCGACUUUGCCCCCUUCGCGCAGCUGAGCGAGAUUCAGCGCCGGCAACGCGAAGCUGCUCGCCUCGUACGCAACGGCCUCACAAACUCAAGAGCCCUCUGUACUGCGGCGGCGCUCACUACAUGCCGAUCGAUCUCUAGGGCUGUCUGGAGGAAUGACCAGAAGGCGGCGCGCGCGCUUCGUGCUCGCACGGCGCUGGGGGCAGAACACCUGGACAUCGCGGACACGAACGCCAUCUCCCUGAAGGACCUGGUCGCCUUCCGCAGAAAGUUCGAGGAGUUCCAGCUCCAGUCUCAGGCGCAGCGCUUGGAGGCGAUCCGCGCACGAGGGCAGUCGGCCAACGCCCCUGCUCGGGAACGACUGCGCCUUCGCAAGAUGCAGCGGGCGAUCGCGCAGCGCGGCAAGCUGUGGGCCCCCACUGGCAAGGUGUCGAAAUUCAAGGCAAUCGAGGCCUUGCGCGAUCACUCCAGGACGACGAACCCCGACGAGAUGAUAGCGGAGCUUCAGAAGCAGUGGGCGCCCGUCUUCCAGUCAAGAUUGAGCCGCACAAAGCAUGCCAUGCGAUGCCUGGCGAAGCACGUUGCCCCGUUCGACUGCUCGGACAUGGACAUCCCCACGAUCGGCAAGAUGCGCCGACCCAUAGCCAACCUGAACAUAUCU
Prorocentrum cordatum is the source of this 2092-nucleotide messenger RNA. Lineage: Eukaryota; Dinophyceae; Prorocentrales; Prorocentraceae. The record is from the annotation of a GenBank genome assembly.